Messenger RNA from Cornus florida, 645 nucleotides. Its product is annotated as EPIDERMAL PATTERNING FACTOR-like protein 9. NCBI's taxonomy places the organism in Eukaryota, Viridiplantae, Streptophyta, Magnoliopsida, Cornales, Cornaceae. The transcript has 4 exons. The coding region runs from base 127 to 471 and encodes 114 amino acids. Gene Ontology annotation, biological process: positive regulation of stomatal complex development. The record is from RefSeq and is a predicted model, not a curated record.
AUUAUUUGACCACAACCCUUCCUUACCCUUCUCCCUCUCUCUCUCUCUCUCUCCCUCUCUCCCCUUCCCUCUCUCUCUCUCCCCUCUUCUCUCCUUCAAAAUUUUCCCAAUACUAAGGGAAUUAAGAUGGGCAAUGCCAAACAACCAAACUUACUCUUGCUUUUCUUCACCCUAAUUUGUGCAGCAUAUGUUAUGCAAGGUGUUGCAGGGUCCAAAAGUCAACUGGUAGUUCUUCAUGGUCAAAUUGUGUAUGAUUCUUCUCAAUCACAAAGAGAAUUACAUUUGCUGGGUAGUAGCAAAAAAUGGAUGAACAGAAACUCAAGAAGAUUGAUGAUUGGAUCGACGGCACCAACCUGCACUUACAAUGAAUGCAGAGGGUGCAAAUACAAGUGCAGAGCCGAGCAAGUUCCGGUGGAGGGCAAUGAUCCUAUCAACAGCCCGUAUCGUUACAAAUGUGUCUGCCAUAGGUGAAUCUUGUGGUUGAACAAGUUGAGCUACUAUAGGGUAUAUUUUUGCAUAUUCAUGAUUAGGAGAAUAAACUUCAUAUGGAAACGUUUUUGCACAUUUGGAUUAGAAAUCUCUCACAACAAUUUCUAGUUAUUUGAUGAGACUUUAUAUUGCAAACAAGAGAUUAUUUUUGGGAAA